CUCUCGGGCACUUGGUGGGAUUGCUGGGCUGUCCUGUGCAAGGCCGGGAGCUGGACUGGACCAUCCUUGUGGGUCCCUUCCAGCUCAGGAUAUUCUGUGAUUCUAACUCUUUGGUUAACCCUUCCUCUCCCCACAAAGAGCUGGCAAAGCUGUUGGGGGUGGGGCAGAACAAGGGAAGCGGCAGCACUGUUGCUGUCUCUAUGACACAACAAUGGGAGCCCCAACAUUCCGUCCCUGGAGACGCUCCAAGAGGAGCGUCCAGACCCGGGUCCAGUCAACACAACGGAGCGGUCGCCGAAGCUGACUGACCAUGGCCCUGUCAGCUCUGUGGCAGCGUUGUGUGAGCUGGAGCUCAACCAUAGCCCAGCUCCUGCAGCCGUUUGUCUCUCGCGGAACCUCCUGCCCCACAGGAUCAGCCAGCCUCGGCCAACAGCCUGGCCAGAAGCAGCAGCCCUUGCCAGCUCCCUCUGCCCCACCAGCAGGGACACGGACUCAGCUGCCUCCACCAGCCCCCUUGGCAAGCAGCCAUGGCAUUGCUCCUCCAUCAGGCAAUGCCCGGGGCUGCAGGAAGGCCCUGGUCCCAGCCCCACCAGUGCGGGACACCCAACACGGCCCUACCAGCUCAACCAACCCCUCAGGGACACCCCUGGGCCGUGGCAGCCCUCCAGACACCAGCGUGCCCAUGGAUUUGGACACCACCCCAGCUCUUGACGUCAGUCUGGGCAGUGAUGUCCCCAUGGAUGACGACACCCCGUCAGGCUGCGACCUCUCGCUGGCCAGCGACGUCACCAUGGACGAGGACAGCCCGUCAGGCCGUGACCUCUCCUUGGCCAGCGACGUCACCAUGGAUGAGGACAGCCCGUCAGGCCGUGACCUCUCCUUGGCCAGCGACGUCACCAUGGACGAGGACAGCCCGUCAGGCCGUGACCUCUCGCUGGCCACUGACGUCCCCAUGGAUGGUGGCUCCCCCUCAGGCAGUGAUCACCUUGUGAGCUGUGACAUCUCAGUGAGCAGCGAUGUCCCCAUGGAUGAGGACACCUUCCCGAGGGCUGACAUCUCCCUGCCCAGUCACAGCACUGCCAGCCACCCUGGCCCACUCCACGGUCAAGCCAUCGGGGCCCAUGGGGUGACUCCAGCCAGCGACACUGGGCUGCGUCGCAAGGUCCUGCUGAAAGGGACUCGGAGCCACUUGCAUCGCUCCCAGGGAGCCGUGGGUACCAGUCGGGAUGAUCGCAACAGCGUCCCCGUGCCCACGGACCAUGCUGGCACCAGUGGCACCAGCCCCCGGCCCAAGAACACCUCACUCUGCCCGCCCAAGAAGAUGCCGCCCACUGACUGCAGUGUCCCCAAGCCUUCCAGAGCCGUCCUGAGCACGGGACACUGCAAGGCAGGCGGCAUCAAGCCUCAGGACCCUCAGCAGGUGCCCAAAUUUUCUCCUAAACAGCCAGCUGACAUCCAUGCAGUCACUGUGCCCAGAACUGCCAGGAGAACUCCACAGGUUCAGAGGCUCAAGUGGGCAGAACCUAUCUUGGAUACAGCCUUGCUCGCUUUGAACGUUGGAUUCCACGUCAGGAGCCAGAUGCUGAGCACUCCUGAAGAACCCCCUUUUCUAGACCCAAUCUCCAAGCACAACGGAUCACAGCACACACCUAAAGUGCUUUUGACCGUCACCUGA
Molecule: messenger RNA, 1675 nt
Organism: Pseudopipra pipra
Lineage: Eukaryota; Metazoa; Chordata; Aves; Passeriformes; Pipridae
Product: cell surface glycoprotein 1-like
Exons: 4
Coding region: 311-1675 (454 amino acids)
Source: RefSeq, a predicted model, not a curated record